CCGGCGCUCGGCGCGCGCACUCGCGUUGGGCACUUGGUUCACCCGCGGGGACGGGACCCGGCGGUCGAGCCCUCCCGAGCGGCGUCCGCGGGCCACCACCGGCCGCUCUGCCCGCCUUUGCCCCCCGUCGGCCGGAGGGGCCGCCAGCAGCGCGCAUCCUGGCCGCGAGCGCCGAACCCGGGUGCGGAGGGGCGCCGGCGGAGCCCGGCUCCCGGGGGGCCCGAGGCUAGCACCCCUGGGGGGAGCGGUGAGGCGAAACUGCCAAGAUGUAACAGUAAAGACAAGACUUAUAAAGUAACAAAGAUGCUUCUGAGCCAGAAUGCCUUGGCGAUUAGACCACUAAAUUUGUAUCCUGUGGUGUACAUCAGCCUCCUGUUUGGUAUUUUACAUGCUGUGUCCGUUUCUCCAGAUGAAUCUUGCAUUUCUUUUAAUUUGACAUUACGAAAUUUCCGGUUAAUUUUAUCAUGGGAAUUAAAAAACCGUUCCAUUGUACCGACUCAUUAUGCAUUGUCCUACACCAUCAUGAGUAGACCAGCAGGUGAGAUGAUUGUUGAGGACUGUACAAAUAUCACGAGAUCAUUCUGUGACCUCACAGAUGAGUGGGACAGCAUGACUGAGACAUACGUCACCACGGUAGUCGGAAUCAGAGGGAACACGACGCUGGUCAAUUGCUGGGACAGAGUCUUCCCGGCAUUGGACACAUCUUUGGAACCACCAGAAUUUGAGAUUGUUGGUUUUACCAACCACAUUAAUGUGAUAGUGGAAUUUCCACCUGUCAUCCCCAAGAUGCUAGUUAUGAAAAACUUACAGACUCACUUAUCACUUAUCAUCGAAGAAAAGUCAGGGAGCAUUGUAAAGCUGCAUAGACCCAAAAUAGAUGGAAACACCACUGGAAAUUUCACUUAUGUCAUCGACAAGUUAAUUCCAAACACAGAGUACUGUGUAUCUGUUUAUUUGGAGCCUAAAGAGGCGGAAAAAAUACGUAGAUCUCCUUUAAAAUGUACCCUCCUUCAACCUGGACAAGAGUCAGAGUCAUCAGAAUCUGCCAAAAUAGGAGGAAUAAUUACUGUGUUUUUAAUAGCAGCUGUCUUCACAAGCACCAUAAUAACACUGAGACGGAUUGGUUAUAUAUGCUUAAGAAAUAAUUACCCCAAAGUUUUGAAUUUUCGUAACUGGUCAGCCUGGGUAUUUCCCAAGCUACCGCCAUUGGAAGCGGUGGCUAUAGUGGAGAUCAUUCACAUCAACAGAAAGAAGAAAGUGUGGGAUUAUACAUAUGAUGAUGAAAGUGACAGCGAUAAUGAAGCUGUUCCCCAGGCGAGCGCAGGCGGUUACACCAUGCAUGGACUGACAGGCCUGUGUCCGGCCUCCACGUCCUCGGCCUCCUCUGAGGACUGCUUCGACCCAGACCCUGAGGAACCUCCCCUGCCCCAGCCUGGGGCUGAGUCUGAGCCCCUGAUGGCACCAGGGCCUGGCCCCUGGCAGUCGGAAUGCACAGAUGGGGCCUAUGAGAGGACAGGGAACCUGCUUCAGGACCCCUUCCCUGAGGAGGACAGCUGCUCCACUGAGGGGUCUGAGGACAGAAUUAUCUUCAAUGUGGAUUUAAACUCUGUGUGUGUGAGCACCCUCGACGACGACGACCCAGAAGUCCCUCCAGUGUUAUCAUGUAUUCCAGAAGAGACAGUGGACCUAGAGGAUGCCGAGGAAAUGGAAACGAGCCUUCUGGUGGCCGGUGGAGAAGGCAUGCAGCUGCCCUUCCCCAGCCCCCCUGUGGAGUGCCUCUGGCCUGAAGAUGCUCCAUCUGAAAAGAGCGACACUGCCGAGUCGGAUGUUGACAUAGGGGAUGGUUAUAUAAUGAGAUGAAGCCAAAAAUAUUUAACUUGAACUGACAAAUACCUCCAGGGUUCUCUCUCCUUGUACCCCCAGAUGCUCCUUUGUGGUUUGCAAGUGUUCUCUGAGAGAAGGAGCAGGAGACUGCAGAGUUGGCUGCGUUCUUCCUGGUGACGCCAUCUAUGCAAAUUCGCCACAUGGAGGCAGGGGAAGUGGGAAACAGCAUCGCCCGGUGCAUUGUUUACAGUACAGUGUAUUACAAAGUGAUACACUUUGAUGGGAAAAUGCCCAUUCCCUUUACUCUCAUGCACUUAUAUAAUGUUUCUGCAGCAUGUUUCCCAGUGGAGGGAGCAAGGUUCCCUGUGGUUUUCAGAGGUGGUCCAGGGCCCUGUAAGAUUUCUGGGAAAUAGUUAAGUUGGGCCUGAGUGGGAGUGGGGAGAGAAAAAGAA
Messenger RNA from Equus quagga, 2276 nucleotides. RefSeq names its product interferon alpha/beta receptor 2-like. Gene Ontology annotation, molecular function: protein binding; interleukin-22 receptor activity. The transcript is spliced from 9 exons. The record is from RefSeq and is a predicted model, not a curated record. The coding region runs from base 304 to 1860 and encodes 518 amino acids. Lineage: Eukaryota; Metazoa; Chordata; Mammalia; Perissodactyla; Equidae.